CUUACUGACGACUAGCUGGACUGGAAAUUCUCGGUAUUGACACAUAGUAAUACACUUAUGACAUUCUGAUUCUAGAGGUACUGUCCCCUUUACCUAAGGGUAUCGUUCACGGUCAACAGUGUAAGGUAGGUAGUUAGUGCGUUUCGGCUGUACCUGCUGCUUUAGGACUCGUUCAAACCAGAUGAUGGAUAGGUAUGUUCGAUCGCGUUGAUAUAACCCUCACCAUCCUCACUCAAACUUCAUGGAACUGGAUUAAACUUCAAUAUAUCUUGCAAAUUUCCGAACAUUAAUGCGAUCUCACAUCUCCAAAAUGGCAACCAAGACACCAACCCGCAACCUCUCCCGCUAUUUCAUGCCCGCCGAACACAGCACGCAGUCCAGCACGCUGUUGGCCUACCCAACCGCACCUUCUCUCUAUCCACACCAAGUUCAAGGCGCGCGAUCUGAGAUCCUGAGUAUCGCGAACGCAAUCUCAAAAUUCGAGCCUGUCACAAUAUUCGUACAUCCUGAAGAUGCGAAAGAGUUGAAGGCCAACCUGCAAAACCAUGUGAUGGAAGCUCGCGAGAAUGUGUCAGUCAAAGAAGUCGAACUCGAAAGUCUCUGGAUCCGCGAUUCAGGACCAGUCUUUGUGCUCGACAAAGAGAAACAGGUCCGAGGAGUAGAUUUCGGGUUCAAUUAUUGGGGUCGGAAACUGCCCCUCGCAUCAGACAUGGGCCUAGCGAAGCGUGUAUUGAGCACCUCCAGUAUCGAGAGAAUCGACGCGGGGAUCAUAGCUGAGGGCGGUGGGAUUGAAGUCGAUGGCGAAGGAACCUUAUUCGCUUGCGAGAGCUCGAUUGUGAAUAAGAAUCGCAAUCCGGGGAUGAGUAAAGAUGUUGUUGAGGAGAAGCUGAAACAGGUGUUGGGUGUGGAGAAAGUCGUUUGGCUGAAAGGUGUAAAAGGGGAGGAUAUCACGGACUGUCAUGUUGAUGCUCUCGCCAGGUUUGUAGAGCCAGGAACAGUGGUGCUGAGUCGGCCGUAUGGUAGGGAACGUGGUGUCUGGAUGGAUGUGUUUGAGGAUGCGAAGAGAGUUUUGAAGAGGGAAACGGAUGCGAGAGGGAGAAAAUUCAAGGUCGUGGAAAUUGAGGAGCCGGAUUGGGAUCUGGUUGAGCAAGAACCGGAAUGUUCUGGGCCUGGUGAGCAAUUCGCCAGUGUCUAUUCGUAUGUCAACUAUUUGUUGGUGAAUGGAGGAGUUAUUGCACCGAAGUUUGGGGACGACAAAAGAGAUCAGGUAUGCAGAAAAGUUUUGGAGGAGUUGUUUCCGGAGCGGAAAGUUGUGCAAGUUCAUAUCAAUAUGCUGCCGAGGGCUGGAGGAGGCAUACAUUGUGCGAGUCAGCAGGUGCCUGCUGGAAAAGAAGCUGAGUAGAAUAGAGAGAAAAUUGAUGAUGGAUUCUAGGCAAUGGUUUUGGGUGCGCUCAUCGUACUAGACGGUACCAUCUUCUACAUGUUACAUUUUGAGCUAGUCAUGUAACUCUGUAGCUGUUAUCUUGCUUGAAUAGCACUUUUGGCAAGUUUACAGUCGCCCUCUGGUACCUCAGCUAUCCAUUGCUCACUGUGGUAAGUUUGACUGGACAGGAGUCCACAUCCCUUCUUCCAGUUCAUGGCAAC
Molecule: messenger RNA, 1644 nt
Organism: Cadophora gregata
Lineage: Eukaryota; Fungi; Ascomycota; Leotiomycetes; Helotiales; Ploettnerulaceae
Exons: 1
Coding region: 290-1402 (370 amino acids)
Biological process (GO): putrescine biosynthetic process
Molecular function (GO): protein-arginine deiminase activity; agmatine deiminase activity
Source: RefSeq, a predicted model, not a curated record